Messenger RNA from Symbiodinium necroappetens, 1381 nucleotides. The record is from the annotation of a GenBank genome assembly. NCBI's taxonomy places the organism in Eukaryota, Dinophyceae, Suessiales, Symbiodiniaceae.
GUAUCUCCAAAUCGGCAAGUUCCGCAUCGGAUACAAUGGCGAUUGUUUGGUGAUUCUCAACGCCGACGGCACCCACCCGAACAGGAUCAUUGAAAAGUUGAGCAGCGAUGGUACUCUCAAAAGGUUCUUCGACGACGAAGAUCUUCGCGAAGCAUUUGUCGAUCGUCCUCCACAUAAGUGGCCGUGCCCCCAGAUUGGUGAUAUCGCCUUCGGCACCUGCGAUCGGAGCUUUGGAGCCUGGGGCGAUCGCUUCGUCCAGCUGGGUGAUUGGCGCCUGGCGGCCAUUGAUGCUAACCACUUCAGCAUCUCCCACCGUGAUGGCUGGACGGCCCAGAUCUUCCGGUCCGACGGGACUUUGCACCCAGGACCCAGAACGGACUUCAGUUCGUGGGACAGGCCCGUCGGCUUCCCUCACGGCAUUACCUUCGGGAAGAACUUUGUGCAGAUUGGCAGCUUUCGCCUGGCAGCGAUGGACGACAACCACCUGACCGUCUCCCACAGCUCUGGGAAUACUGCGCAGAUCUUCAGGAGCGACGCCACCGUCCAUCCCGGGCCGAGGACGGACUGGAACGCUUGGAAGGACAGGGAACAAGACGUUGCUGGGCUUGCAGCUGGAGUUCGAUAUGGGAAGCACUUCCUCCAGAUCGGCAACUUCAGACUGGGAGACGCGGGCUCGGUUCACUUGUUGGUCACCCACAGCACCGACACUUCGCCUUCCACGAGCCGGACAAUUCGAAUCUACAGGUUUGGAGAAACUCCCGGCUGGGGGCCUCAAGUGACCGACCGACCGACGCAAUCGCAUUGCGGCGCCAUCCAGAGCACCACCGGCACCUGUCCUGGGAUCACUGCAGGUGGGGUCCCAAGGUCAGGAGGGACCGGCUUUAGCACUUGGGGCCUUGAGGCUCGCGCGGCCUCCAAUGUAAGAUUUGGCGAUCGCUUUAUCGAGCUACAUGGCUUUCGCAUUGGCGAGGCCGACGUUUCUUGGAGUUCUUUUGGGGUCCUCACCAUAUCGCACCAGCACUUCCAUGGAGGACAGUUCUCAAUCUUGGCAUUUGCCCCUUCGGACUCUGGUGACGGUGAUGGUGAGACGCUACACAUGACUUCGGGCGGCUUGUUCAAUCGUGCCUACGGCCCGCCCAAGGGCAUCUCCUUUGGUGACCGCUUCGUGCAGAUUGGCAAUUUCCGACUCGGAGAUGUCGAUGGAAAGCAGUUCUCCAUUGCGCAUGUGGGCUUCAGAGCUGGCAACGACAGGAGUGACAAGACCAUCGUCGUUUACAAAGACGAUGGGAGCGUGACGAAAAAGUCCCCACCAGCAGGCGGCAACGCUGACACCACGGUGGGCCGCCCAUUCACGCCCUGCAAGGUCACUGAGAUCCCCUGA